Messenger RNA from Coprinopsis cinerea okayama7#130, 2688 nucleotides. Its product is annotated as exodeoxyribonuclease 1. Gene Ontology annotation, molecular function: DNA binding; 5'-flap endonuclease activity; metal ion binding. Bases 1 to 2688 code for a protein of 895 amino acids. Gene Ontology annotation, cellular component: nucleus. The record is from RefSeq and is a predicted model, not a curated record. NCBI's taxonomy places the organism in Eukaryota, Fungi, Basidiomycota, Agaricomycetes, Agaricales, Psathyrellaceae. The transcript has 5 exons. Gene Ontology annotation, biological process: DNA double-strand break processing; DNA recombination; mismatch repair.
AUGGGUAUCACAGGCCUCUUACCGGCAUUGAAGCCUAUUCAGAACACCAAGACCCUCGCCGAACUCAGUGGCAAGACAAUCGCUGUCGACGCCUAUGUAUGGUUGCAUAAAGGCGUAUACUCAUGUGCAACAGACCUAGCACUGGGUAAGAGCACGACGCGAUAUGUUAAUUAUGCCAUGGACAGGGUUCAUAUGCUACGGCAUUUCAAGAUUGAGCCCUACAUCGUCUUCGAUGGUGGACCUCUGCCAGCAAAGAAGGGCACAGAAUCUGAGCGCAAGAAGAAACGUGAAGAGAAUCUGGCAAAGGGGAAAGCCCUCGUAGCCCAAGGGAGACAUACUCAGGCGAGGGAUUGCUUCAAUAAAUGUAUUGAUGUUACGCCGCAAAUGGCGUACCAGCUCAUCAAGAAACUACGUGCAGAAGGUGUCCAAUAUCUCGUGGCACCCUACGAGGCCGACGCCCAACUCGCCUACCUCGAACGUAUCGGAUUAGUGGAUGGAAUCCUAACGGAGGAUUCUGAUCUCUUGGUCUUUGGUUGCAAGAGCGUCUUCUUCAAAUUUGACUCCACCAACUACACUGUCGUUUCGAUUGAACGAAAGGACUUUGCAAGCGUUGUUCCCCCCAGAUCCGACAUUCACCUCGCCGGCUGGACCGACGUGCAGUUUCGAUCCAUGGCGAUCCUCAGUGGCUGCGACUAUCUCCCCAGCAUCCCAGGUAUAGGCCUCAAGACGGCGUGCAACCUUUUACGAAAGUACAAGACGGCUGAAGCAGUCGUCAAACAUCUAAUUUUCGAGGGCAAGAAGAAGGUACCACCAGGAUAUCUCGAGCAAUACCACUUUGCAGAGAAGUGCUUUCAACACCAGAAGGUAUAUUGCCCGCUGCAAGAAAAGCUGGUUCCACUCUAUCCAGUACCCGCUGACUGGACCCAAGAAUAUGAGGAUUAUUGCGGAGGGGACUUGGAUCCAGCUCUAGCCAAGAAACUGGCUAUGGGGGAUGUUGAUCCACAUACGCUCCUGCCAAUGAACGACAUCAACCCCGGUUUCCUUCCUGGUUCGAAGAAACAUGCCGCGGCCACCAAGCCCGUGAGCCAUAAGGGCAAGGGCAAGCAAGUCCAAACCACGAAAGAAGUGAAGUCUGCAUCCACCGGAGGGAUCCUCAACUUCUUUGGUGCCAACCCCAUUAUACCGCCUUCGAGCUCCAAACCAUCCAAACCAUCCCCCCUUACAGUGAAGCAACCGAGGGUGGUAUCGGCAGGACAGGCCAGCGGAAAACGUACACUCGCCGAAGUCAUGGAUAGUGACAUCUCCCGGAAGAAGCAGAAACAGCGACAAAACUCUCCCAUGAAGGCCACUGCGCAGUCGCGAUUCUUCGGGCAACAGGGCGUCAGACAAAGGAGUGUCAGUCUACCCAUGCAGCCGCACGACCUCGAUGGCGCCGCCGGCCCGUCACGCAUUCGUGAGCAAGAGAAGGAGAACAUCGUUCCUGGAGACGUCGAUGAAUAUGACGCGUCGGACCUCUCCAUGUGCGCCCAGGGCCGUCUUGAUUCGGAGGUCGACCUCGACUUUGAUCAUGAGCUGCCAGUGGCAGAAGUGGAGCAAGAGGAUGGUUACAUGUCCCCUCUGGCUCCAUUCUCCCCCUCCCGCGAUGCCCAUCAUGAUUUGUCCUCGCCAGUCCACCGGACUAGAUCCACACCUCGACGCUCUGAAUCCAGUCCGAACGGCCAGUUUUUUCGUCCCCGCUACCAACGAGACCCCGAGGAGGAAGACGACUUUGGGGAGGUUUUCUCAAGUCCAACGUCAGCGAACCGUCGAAAUCGGCUUCGCUCUUGUUCUCCUCGCUGCCUGUCUUCUCCUGUUCAUCAUCGCGAUGGUACUCCGCCGCCCAUACUGUCCAUGGACGUCCAACAACGGCAGAGCGCAUCUCUAACGAUGGAACGCGUCCUAGUGGCGGAUACGCCCGUGGCCAAGCGGCUUUUCGUGGAGACAACGACCUGCGAAGCGUCUACAUCACGCAGAGUAUCCCUGGAUCUGAGGGGCAGCUUAGGGAUACCACGUCCGGAGCAGGAUGAUGCUGAGGGUUACCUGGAAGAACCAAGUGGCUCCACGACGCCUCCCACCUCGACCCCGGAAACGCCUAUCCACGUUCCUGGAAGUCAGGAACCCUCAGUGGUCAUCGACGUGGAUGAACUCGACAUGUUCGACAUCGAGGAGCAGAUGCUGCGGGACGCCCAUGCUAGGAGGGAUGCCGUCAUGAAGGGAUGGCGCGAGAAGUGGGCACACAAAGGACCUAUCCCCAAGUCAAAGGCUACGACUGGUAGCAAGAACAUCCAAUCCUCCUCCAAAUUGAAAGGCAAGGCCAAAAUGACCAACCCUCCGGCUCUGAAGCGCAGCCAUACGAACGUAACACCAGCUGGGCGAUUUGCUCUGGGUAAAUCGAAGGGUAACUCUGCCAACUCUUCUGACCAGAAGAAACCGUCGAGCACGAGAUCUGCGAAGAGCGAGAAGAGGGUUUCAAUGGCUGCGUUGAAUUUCUUCCAACCUAAGAAGGUUGAGCAAAGGCAUACCAUUUUUGUUGGAGAUAGCGACGACGACGAGAUUGUGGUCGGUUCUUCCCCGGUAGCUCCCACCAGGACGCACCACCAGAUUCGAGAUGAAGUGCCCACCGUCAAUAAUCUCGCUCGAUUCCGGUGA